GUUAAAAACAAAAAAUAAAUAAAACUCUUUAAAGAAAAUGUAUAAAAAACAACAUAAACCCAACAACAACAUGACCACAUUAAGUAAGAAACUUUCAUGGCUAUUGAGGCAUGGUGCCAUUAAAGAAGGUCUAAACAUACAAGCCAAUGGAUUUAUUAAAGUUAAUGAUAUACUACAGCAUCCGAAUUAUAGAAAUUGCUAUACAUUGGAAGUGCUUCAAAAGUUGGUGGAUAAUGAUGAGAAGCGGCGUUACUGCUUACGGUUUAAUGAGGACAGUGGAGUUUAUGAGAUACGUGCCAAUCAGGGUCACACUUUAAAAGAGGUUAAGGAUGAUAAGUGUCUUAAAGAGAUUCUAAAAGCGGAAGAAGUGCCUUUAGCGGUUCACGGUACCUACCUAAGACAUUGGCCGGAUAUAAAGCGUGAAGGUUUGAAGAGAAUGUCACGCAAUCAUGUGCAUUUUGCCACCUCAGAUGCUAGAGCUAAUAAUAUUAGUGGUUUUCGUAGUGAUUGUCAAGUGUUGAUCUAUUUAAAUGUAAAACGUGUUUUGGACUCCCAACAACUUAAACUCUAUCGUUCGGAUAAUAAUGUUGUACUCUGUAGUGGUUUGGAGGAUGGUUCUAUUCCUCCUAUAUAUUUUGAUAAAGUUAUUGAUCGACGCACAGGCCAACUAAUGGAUUUUUAAUAUUUCUCUACAAAAUUUUGUUAAAUAAAAUUCUAAUCACUUGUUAUUUCUA
This is a messenger RNA of Lucilia sericata (common green bottle fly), 734 nucleotides long. RefSeq names its product tRNA 2'-phosphotransferase 1. Lineage: Eukaryota; Metazoa; Arthropoda; Insecta; Diptera; Calliphoridae. Bases 38 to 682 code for a protein of 214 amino acids. Gene Ontology annotation, biological process: tRNA splicing, via endonucleolytic cleavage and ligation. The transcript has a single exon. The record is from RefSeq and is a predicted model, not a curated record. Gene Ontology annotation, molecular function: tRNA 2'-phosphotransferase activity.